Loa loa (African eye worm) is the source of this 3854-nucleotide messenger RNA. RefSeq names its product CAP-Gly domain-containing protein. The record is from RefSeq and is a predicted model, not a curated record. The transcript is spliced from 31 exons. Lineage: Eukaryota; Metazoa; Nematoda; Chromadorea; Rhabditida; Onchocercidae. Bases 57 to 3854 code for a protein of 1265 amino acids.
GUUUUAGACGUUGUGACUGUGGGUAAUAAGUCGUGGUUAUACUGACUGUGAGAGGCAUGUCAUUCAAAAUCGGAGUAAGGGUUGAAACAGAAAAAGGACGAGGAGUGGUAGAAUUCUGUGGUGAAACCGAAUUUGCGGAAGGUAUUUGGGUAGGUAUAAAUUUGGAUGAACCUAAUGGGAAACAUGAUGGUACAGUGAAAGGAAUGCAGUAUUUUGAGUGUGAACCGAAUCAUGGCAUCUUUUUGAAAGCAAGCCAGGUGCGUCUAGAGUCUCGAGGCAAAUCUGGCAUGCGUUUACCCACCACUAUUCGAAAAAAUAGCUCUCCUAGAAUGACACCUUCCUCUUCUACUGAAAGACUGAAAACUGCGAGUGGAACAGUGAGCGCAUCUGCAAAGAAGCUUUACCCUAAAGAAGACAGGAAAGGAAGUACAGGAAGACUUGGUAGUCAGUCUCCCUUGCAAACCGCGGAGGAACAUCCUUAUUCAUCUCAGAAGUCUCAUAUCAGUGAGACCAGUUACAAAUCGGGCGGAACUCCGAAGAAGAGUUCCAUUGCAAGCAAAUUAGGAAGUGUAUCAACUGCUACCAAUGUGGAGGAAAUGGAAACAGCUGAGACUGUGAAAAGCAUUGUCAAGAAGAUGGAAGAGUCAUCUUUGUCAGUCCCACUGCCUCCUGAUAUGGAUGAACGCAGCGAACUCGGAUGGCUUCGUAUACAGCAUAAGGAUUUGUCUGAAAAACUGGAAAGUUUAAGAAUUAAAAGGAAAGAAGACCACAUUAAAUUGGUUGAAUUUGAAAGAAAUCGAAUACAGCUAGAAUCGUUGCUUCAAUUCAGAGCCAAAAUACUUGAAGAGCAAACUAGUUUGCAACGAAAACUGCAAGAGAAGGAAAAGGAAUUAAGAGAUGCACUCGAAUCGAAAGGAAAUGAAAAUGACAGCCUUACAGAAGUUGAGGAGCGUCUUGAAUUAGUAACGAUCGAAAAGGAAAUGGCUGAAGAAAAGGUCGACAUAUUGCAGACGGAAAUUGAAGCGGAAAAGCAACGAGUGCAGGAACUAGAAGUGGAAUUGGAAUUAUUGCGCAACGAGAUGGAGCAAUCAGGCGACAGUUCAUUUCAGUAUAACAGCGUGCAGAUGAAACAACUUGAACAACAGAAUGAAAAGCUUCGUGAGGCGUUAGUAAGGAUGCGAGAUGCUACAGGGCAAAUGGUAAUUGACAAGCAGGAAUUAAUGAGCGAAAAUGAAAGGUUGAAAGAUGAAUUGGCGUCACUGACAAAGAUGUGUGAAAAAAUGAAGAAGGAUUCGGAUGCAUAUGAAAAUAUUAUUGCAGAGUUAAGAGAACGGGUGGAUAUAGCUAUGGGAAGUGAAAAAAUGAUAGAAGCAUUGACGGACAGGAAUUUGGAUCUGGAAGAGAAAGUCAGGGCUUUGGAGGAAACGAUUGAUGAUUUUGAAACUAUGCGUGCAAUGGAUGAGGAAAUUUUAGAGACUCAAAAAGAUUCUGAAAAGGAGUUGAGAGAGGAGCUUGAUAAAGCAUAUGGGAAGAUCAGUGAGUUGUUGCUACAAAUCAAGGCAUGUGGUGCACAAGCAGAAGAUUAUGAGAAAACGAUUCUCAUGUUUCGCAAGAAAGUUAGCGAUCUAAAUGAAGAAAUCCAGGAACGUUAUGAUGAGAAUUUGCGUAUGUUAGAACAAAUAAGAUCCCUUGAAAAAGGAAGCACUGUUCUUGGAUUGCAAAGUACCAAUUUCACCGCAACACGCACAUUUUCGGAAAUUGUGGAUGCUGAGGUGCGAUUGUUGGAAUUGGAAUUUGCACAUCAGUUUAAUAAAUAUCUGAAACUCUUCAUGCCCGAUAAUUUUACGAAAUCAGGGGGUGACUGUGAUGCAAUAAUACUUAAUGUCUUAUUUCCACGGCUGCGUCAAAAAUCAAUAAUCUUGGCAAAGUUGAUGAGUAACAAGUACCCUCCAGUACCAGGUGGUAUGCGUCGUGAACAUGUCACCAAAUCACACAAGGCUGAGCAAUGGGCACAUUGUGCAAAGUUUAAAUAUUUACUGAAUGCAUUUGAAUGUGUCCUACGAAAAUUUGAAAGUGCAAUACAACGCUGCUCAAUAGAAAGACUGUCACGCUUGGCACAACUUCAGUUAGAAAUGGCGACACAAGAAAGAAUGAUCGAUCAAUAUAUUGAUUUGUUGAAGACUGAUCGUCUUGAUGAGAACACUUCUUCAGCGAAUCUUGAGAAAGGAAUAACAUAUUUUCAGAACGUUUUCUCAGUUCAUAUGGCUGCUGAAGCAUAUGAUAUGAAGCAGGCGUUUUCUGAUGUCAUCGCUCAACUACUCUCUGGUUUGGGUUGGAUGAAAAUAGAUGUUGAGCGUUUCACAUACUUCUUAUUGCCCGGUAGUGAGGAUAGUGAGAUUUAUGUCCUUGCUACUGCAUUAAUGGAAUUGAUCACCGAAUGUGAGCAGUUAACGAUUCGCUCGAGAAAUCGUAUUCCAGCACAAAAAGAAAUGACAAUAAACCAGCAGGUUGAUGAGCAGUUAUCGAAUGCAAUCAACACCCUUUGGAAGGUAGCGACUGUAGCGGACAAUAUUUGUGCUAUAGCAAGUAUACAGCUAAGUACACAUACUGAUGCUGAAGGGUUGCAGAGUGACCGAAUUAAAGAAAUGUUGCUGGGAGUCGUUGAAAAAAUGAAUGGUCAAACUGAUAGUGUCAAGGCACAAGAAGUUAUCAAGAAUCAUAUGCUUACACUGAAAUCGAUUCUUGCAAAGUUAGCCGAACAACUCGACAGUGGAGAUUUGGAAAUAGAAACAGAUAACAAAAAAUUAAUUUCAGCCAUUCCCACCGCUUCUGGAACGUGCUCAUGUUCGGAAACAGGAUGCAGUAGAAGCAGAGGGGCUUCGCUGGCAGUUGGAAAAAAGGAAAAUGAAAUAUCUGAUUUGAAGAAAACGCUUAGAUCUAGAGCAGACGAUAUUAGCAAUUACAGGCUUCGCUUGGAAAUGGCUGAUAAGAAAAUGGAAACAUCGGGUAAAGCGGACGAAUCACGGUUGUUGAGAUUGCAGUCGCGUUGCGAUGAACUGCAAAAUGAAUUGAAGAGGAGGAGAGAUGAGUACGAAGAAACAAUGGAUGCUAUACAGAGAGAUUUGGAAGCAUGUGAGAAGGAAAAUGCAGAACUGAAGGAACGUGCCAAAAAUAUGAGCAAAAAAGCGUUGCUAAUGAAUUUGAGCAACAAUCUAACGUCGUCCGUUACUUCGUUGCCAUCAACACCUACUGCUACUGGUGGCACCACAUUUACAUACGGAGCUGAAAUCACUUUUCUGGAAACAGCACUGAUUGAAAAGCAGGAUGCUCUCAAAUUCGCAAAUGAAAAAAUACGUUAUCUGAAGGUUCAAGGCAUGCUACAGUUAUUGUCGGAUACCGGAGUGUCUGAUAUUUCGACUGAAAUUACUGGACCACUAACACUAGAUGCUGCUCAGGGACAAUACAAAGAGGAACUUGACAAAUUGAUUAGAGAAGCGGAAGGCAUUAUAAGCGAAGCUCGAAAUUACCAAGUGCCGUAUAUAGCAAAUUUGCGUAAGCAGAGAAAAGCUCAACUUCUUGAGGAACAUCAAUAUUAUUCGAAUGUUCGGGAUGUUAAUUAUAGGAUUGAUGAUUUGAAAUUAAAAAUUCAUCGUUUCUGGUCGAAAUAUAACCCUGGGAAACCGCUUCCGAGCUUGUUUAAUAAUAUCAAGAGCAUCGUUAUUGAAAGACCAAAGUACGUGCAAUGUGGUGAUCGGGGUGUGCAUUCGAAUGCAUACAAGAAUGCCUAUAGUCUUUUAUUUGAUAAGUUAGACGUAGAGCGCAAAAAGUUCGAAUUACAACGUGUUUGCUGCUGA